AUGUUUAAUUUAUUUUUAUUAUUUUUAAUUUUUAAAUUAAUAAAUUUGGAGCCUAUAUUAAACAGGAAAUCGACUUAUUAUUGGAGUCAAAGAUCGCUGGAAUGUAUCAAUCACGGAUUAAAUAUUUCAAGAUGUUCACUUUUUGAAGAAGGAAGAAUAACAGAAUUAAAUCCUGGAUGUUUUGACGAAUUAAAUAGUCAAAAUAAAACUUUGGUUUAUUGUAGACUAAAAUGUGAGGAAUCUGAUGAAGCAACAGUUUUGAGAAAGGAACCUUCAAAUAAUCAUAUUUGUGCAUCUUAUCAUACGUAUAAUUUGGAAAGAAGGAGACGAGAUUGGUAAAAUAUAGUCAAGGAGCUCGUUAUAAAAUACUCCCCUAUACUCGAAAACCUCUAUUUAAAAGACGCGCUUUAAAAGAUGAUUGGCCACUUGGUGGGGGAGCUCUGUCUAAGCAAAACCUUCUAUUUAACAUACGCGCUUUAGAAAUUUCUACUGAACGGGGGAUCUGUCUA
Messenger RNA from Meloidogyne enterolobii, 509 nucleotides. The record is from the annotation of a GenBank genome assembly. Lineage: Eukaryota; Metazoa; Nematoda; Chromadorea; Rhabditida; Meloidogynidae.